UUCGGUGUAUAAAAACCCCCCGAUGCCAACUGACUGACAACAUUCUAAGAUCACUCGACAACAGCUCAACAUGGCCUACAAGUUUACCUGCUCGCUGCUCCUGCUCGCCGUCGUUGCCUCAGUGGCCCUGGCGGAGCCGGCCAGAUUCCGCGGCCGCUCAUCCCGCUUCCAGCUGGCUCGCCAGGAAGAGGCACCGCAGGACCCAGCGGCACCUAGUGCGGAUCCCUCUCUUGAUGUGGCCCCCACUCCAGCCUCGGCGCCCUAUCCACCAGCGGGUGUUACUCCCGAGGUUCCCUUUGACCUGCCCACGGAGACAGAGGCCCAGCCAGAUCUGACAUAUGGCCCACCCGCCGAGCCGGACAACACGUACGGACCCCCUGCCGAGCCGGACAACACCUACGGACCACCCGCCGAGCCGGACAACACCUAUGGACCACCUGCUGAUGCUGCUCCAGCGGAUCAGGCCGCAGUGGAUGAUGCCUUAGCUGCCGAGCCCAUUCCCGCCAGUCUGAUCCAGCCACGCAACAGCCGCCUCCGCAGUCGCCGUCCUGUGCCGGAGAAGCUCCGCUCCGCACAGAUCGUACGCUCCAGGCCUGUUCUGGUGUACACCAUCUGAGUCGUGGAGUAUUUUUUUUUCAAGGACUUUUUUUUAUCCGAAUCGUACCCAAUGGAAGCA
This is a messenger RNA of Drosophila pseudoobscura, 676 nucleotides long. RefSeq names its product vegetative cell wall protein gp1. The transcript has a single exon. Bases 71 to 616 code for a protein of 181 amino acids. NCBI's taxonomy places the organism in Eukaryota, Metazoa, Arthropoda, Insecta, Diptera, Drosophilidae. The record is from RefSeq and is a predicted model, not a curated record.